Messenger RNA from Trichoderma breve, 3735 nucleotides. Its product is annotated as oxysterol-binding protein domain-containing protein. Gene Ontology annotation, cellular component: cytosol; nuclear envelope; intracellular membrane-bounded organelle. The transcript is spliced from 3 exons. Gene Ontology annotation, molecular function: sterol binding; protein binding. The record is from RefSeq and is a predicted model, not a curated record. Bases 1 to 3735 code for a protein of 1244 amino acids. NCBI's taxonomy places the organism in Eukaryota, Fungi, Ascomycota, Sordariomycetes, Hypocreales, Hypocreaceae. Gene Ontology annotation, biological process: endocytosis; piecemeal microautophagy of the nucleus; maintenance of cell polarity.
AUGUCGGACGUGGGCGAGAGCAACCACCACAAGCGGUCCAAAUCCGCCGCGGCGCUGUCGCUGUUGCGUCGCAAGGACACUCGCGAAGACGAAUCCGGAACUGAAGACGAUCGAUUGUCGACCACAGGCAGCCAUGCAUCUCCUCCGAAGCAUGCUACGUCAGCCCCCCGCGGCCACAGCUCGCGGCUGUCGACACCGUCGGCCGUUCUGAGCAGAACACCGUCCAACAACCAAACCGCUGCAAGUGUAAAGGGCUCCCCUAUUCAGGAUAUCAAGACCGGCAGCCUCGAGCAGUCGGUGCGCAAGUUCAGGGUUGUCGAGGCCCUGCGGAGCGGGGACACGGCGUCCAUUUCAAAGGCCAUUCGAGAGACGGCGGACGGCGUCCCACGUGCGAGCAUGUCGUCGCUUAGCGGGUCCAGUGCUGGAGCGCUCGAAGAUACCACCAUACUUCAUCUGGCCAUGCAGUGCGCCGAGUUCCCUGUUAUCGAAUACGUUCUCUCCGACGGUCUUGGCAGCUUGGAUGUAAAUUCUCGAGAUAAGGAUGGCAACACCCCGCUGCACAUUGCUGCCAUGCACGGCCGUACUCAGGCAGUCAAGCUGCUCCUGGAGCAGAAGGAAAUUAACGAUGCCAUCGCAAAUUCCCAAGGGAAGCUGCCCAUCGACUUGGCGCGAACCCCCGAGAUCUUCCAGCUUCUUCAGCUUUCUCGGUCCAUGUUCACAGAUACAAAAGUGCAGCAAAUCCAGGACCUCAUCGCCAAGAGCGAUUAUGAUACCCUUGCUCAGGUGCUGGAGGAGCAGCGGCUGAAGACGAUGCUGGACAUUAACAGCACCGAGUUUGUAAGCGACCCGGCCGUUGCCCAGGCUGGAGGCACCUUGCUUCACGAGGCGGCCAAAAAGAAGAAUAUUCAGCUCAUUCAGGUGCUUCUGCUCCACGGUGCCGACCCUUUCCGUCGCGAUCGAAAAGGCAAGCUGCCCCAGUCAAUCACCAGUGACGACAACGUCAAGGCCAUUUUGAAAAAGUCGCCAGCCGCUGUGGCAGCUCAGAGGGGAAUUCAAGAGAAAGCAGUGCUGGGACAUGCGGCCUCGCAAAACGCAACCGCUGGUGGCCCUGCUGAUCCCUUGGCAGGCCGCGAGGCUCGGGAGAUGAAGGGAUACUUGAAGAAAUGGACCAACUAUCGCAAGGGCUACCAGCUGAGAUGGUUUGUGCUGGAGGAUGGAGUGCUGAGCUAUUACAAGCACCAAGACGAUGCUGGCUCGGCAUGCCGCGGCGCCAUCAACAUGAAGAUUGCUCAGCUCCACAUGAGCCCAGACGAGAAGACCAAGUUUGAAAUUAUCGGCAAGUCAUCUGUUAAGUAUACGCUCAAGGCAAACCACGAAGUAGAAGCCAAGCGAUGGUUUUGGGCCCUCAACAACUCCAUCCAAUGGACCAAAGAUCAAGCCAGGGAAGAAGAACGACAAGCAGCCCGCAGCGCUGAGCUUCUUCGAAUUGCCAAGGCCGACCAGAGCGGAUCAGUCUCUGCCCAAGACUCUCACAGUGAGAACACGAGCAUGACGGACUUGCGACGCGUCAGCACGCAGCUACAAGCGCGCCCGAUCCUUAGUGUCAAGAAGUCAGACAUGACUGGCACCAGCAUCGGCAGCGUAGAUGAGGAGGACUUCGUGGAUACCUAUACAGAGGCGGAUGCGAUGCAAGGUCACGAGCACCCCGCUGGCCCUGGCACCCUACCAGGCGACGGAGACGACGAUGACGAUUAUGGCGAGGAAACGAGCGGCCGUGAAGAGCCCCAGGCGACCAAGGAUGCGCUCAAUAUUACGGCGCAAUCAGCAAAGCUGCAGCUCGAGACUAUGGGAAGCGUCCACUCGGCUCUUAUGGCAGAACUCACCCGUAGUCCUGCCACGACUUUGUCGGAUACAAAGGUAACGCAGGCCCUCUCUACAUACGACGCUGCCAUCCGGAGCUUGACGGCCCUGGUUGGCGACCUGCUCCGGAUUUCCAAGGACCGCGACGCAUUUUGGCAGUACCGGCUUGAUCGUGAGUCCAACAUGCGACGAAUGUGGGAGGAAAGCAUGGCACAGGUGGCUCGUGAGCAGGAAAUUCUCGAGGCCCGCGUUGGUGAAUCAGAGAUGAAGCGUAAGCUCGCAAAGAAGGCGUUGCGAGAAGUCAUGGAGCAAGGCGCCUUGCCGUCCGCCAGCGUCACGCCAACAAUGGAAAGGGUACAAGAAGAGGUUGAGGAGGUCGAAGUCAUUGUAAAGGCAGCUACCCGCGGCUUACCUCGAAAGCCGACGGCUCUCGAGCAGAUGGCGGAGCUGUCUGACAGCGAGUCUGGAGUGGAAGACGAGUUCUUUGAUGCCGUGGAUGCCGGCGACGUUGAAGUCACCGAGAUGCCUCCUAGCGACACUAAACAGGAAAAGAAGGACGUCGUCAUUUCGGGCAUCGACAUCAGCAGCUCAUUCUCUGGAUAUGAAAACGGAAUUCGGCACAAGCUCAAAAUGGAGAGCGAUGACCGGCCGAAGAUUUCUCUCUGGGGGCAGGGUAUUCUCAAGUCUAUGAUUGGCAAGGAUAUGACGAGGAUGACGCUGCCCGUCUCGUUCAACGAGCCUACGUCCUUGCUGUACCGUUGCGGUGAGGACAUGGAAUACGUGGAGCUCCUCGACCUCGCAGCAGAACGCUCUGAUUCAAUCGAAAGACUCAUGUACGUAGCCGCAUUUGCCGCCAGUGAGUAUGCGUCCACGAUUGGCCGCGUCGCCAAACCUUUCAAUCCCUUGCUCGGCGAAACUUUUGAGUACGUUCGUCCGGACAAGAACUACCGCUUCUUCAUUGAGCAGGUCAGCCAUCACCCACCGAUUGGCGCCGCCUGGGCAGAGUCGCCAAACUGGACGUACUGGGGCGAAUCCCAUGUCAAGUCAAAAUUCUACGGCAAGUCGUUUGACAUUAACCCUCUUGGAACAUGGUUCCUCAAGCUCCGACCUACCGCCGGUGGCAAGGAGGACUUGUACACGUGGAAGAAGGUCACAUCUUCGGUAGUUGGCAUCAUUACAGGAAACCCCACGGUGGACAACUACGGCCCCAUGGAGAUUAAGAACUGGACAACUGGGGAAGUGGCGUUGGUCGAGUUCAAGGCCAGGGGGUGGAAGGCCUCGAGCGCGUACCAGAUCGUCGGCAAGGUCAUGGAUGCCUCGGGCCAGGUGCGCGUGAGCCUCGGCGGGCGAUGGAAUUCGAGACUAUAUGCCCGACUGACGCCAGGCUACGAGGCUGCUGUUGACGAGCCCUCAACGAAGAACAAGGAUAUUGUUCACCGUGGCAGCAUUGCAGAUCCCAGCCGAGCCUACCUCAUCUGGCAAGCCAACGAGAGGCCGGCCGGCAUUCCUUUCAACCUGACUCCAUUUGUACUGACGUUUAACCACAUCGACGACAAGCUAAGACCGUGGAUUGCGCCCACAGACUCACGCUUGCGGCCAGAUCAGCGUGCCAUGGAGGAGGGAGAGUAUGAUUUCGCAGCGACGGAGAAGAACCGACUGGAGGAGAACCAGCGAGCUCGCCGGCGAAUGCGUGAAAAUGCCGGCGAAGAAUUCGUCCCCGCAUGGUUCACCAAGGCGACUUGCGAAAUCACGGGUGAAGAGUACUGGCAAUUCAACGGCAAGUACUGGACACAGCGAGAAAAGGCCGGGCCUGAUGGCGAUUACGAGGCUGCGUGGGGAGGGUUGGAGCCGAUAUACGACGAUAUACCUGCUUAG